UGAAAAACCCUAAACGCUCAUAUAUAAUAUACUCAGAAUCAGACCUAUAGCGCUCACUGUACCUGCAUUUGACUGCCAUCGUCCUACGCAAUGUCUACCAGUGAACUCGCCUGCGCCUACGCCGCCCUGGCUCUUCACGAUGACGGAAUUGCAAUCACUGCGGAAAAGAUUGCAGCGGUAAUAGCAGCGGCGGGGCUCUCUGUGGAAUCUUACUGGCCCAGCCUGUUUGCUAAAUUGGCGGAGAAGAGGAAUAUUGGGGACCUUCUUCUGAAUGUUGGCUGUGGAGGUGGCGCUGCUGCUCCUGUGGCUGUAGCUGCUCCUGCCGUUAGCGCUGCUGCCGCUCCUGCCGUCGAGGAAAAGAAGGAGGAGCCAAAGGAAGAGAGCGACGACGACAUGGGAUUUAGCUUAUUCGAUUAGGAGGCUUUUUAGAUGUAGGAUUGUAUUAGGAAACUAUUGAGUUGGUAGGCCUAAUCUUCUUGAUUUUCCGCUGUUCAUCUGUCUCAAGAUUUGUUUUUUUUUUCUUUACUAUGGGGCGUUUUCAGUUUUAUGAUGGUAAAUGCAUCUUUUCACACUUUUGUUUGACUGACUUCACGUUGCAGAGAGAUUAAACUACUUUAUGAGAGAUCUUUGGUUAAACCCUGGAA
Molecule: messenger RNA, 644 nt
Organism: Benincasa hispida (wax gourd)
Lineage: Eukaryota; Viridiplantae; Streptophyta; Magnoliopsida; Cucurbitales; Cucurbitaceae
Product: large ribosomal subunit protein P1-like
Biological process (GO): translational elongation; cytoplasmic translation
Cellular component (GO): cytosolic large ribosomal subunit; ribosome
Molecular function (GO): structural constituent of ribosome; ribonucleoprotein complex binding; protein kinase activator activity
Source: RefSeq, a predicted model, not a curated record